AUGGGUUUGCCUUGGUAUCGUGUUCAUACCGUCGUAUUGAAUGAUCCCGGUCGUUUGCUGUCUGUUCAUAUAAUGCAUACAGCUUUGGUUGCUGGUUGGGCCGGUUCGAUGGCUCUAUAUGAAUUAGCGGUUUUUGAUCCUUCUGACCCCGUUCUUGAUCCAAUGUGGAGACAAGGUAUGUUUGUUAUACCUUUCAUGACUCGUUUAGGAAUAACCAAUUCAUGGGGUGGUUGGAAUAUUACCGGAGGAACUAUAACGAAUCCGGGUAUUUGGAGUUAUGAAGGUGUGGCUGGGGCGCAUAUUGUGUUUUCCGGCUUGUGCUUCUUGGCAGCUAUAUGGCAUUGGGUGUAUUGGGAUCUAGAAAUAUUUUGCGAUGAACGUACAGGAAAGCCCUCUUUGGAUUUGCCUAAGAUUUUUGGAAUUCAUUUAUUUCUUUCAGGGGUGGCUUGUUUUGGGUUUGGUGCUUUUCAUGUAACUGGCUUAUUUGGUCCUGGAAUAUGGGUGUCCGAUCCUUAUGGACUAACUGGAAAGGUACAAGCUGUAAAUCCAGCGUGGGGUGUGGAAGGUUUUGAUCCUUUUGUUCCGGGAGGAAUAGCUUCUCAUCAUAUUGCAGCAGGAACAUUGGGCAUAUUGGCGGGCCUAUUCCAUCUUAGUGUCCGUCCGCCUCAACGUCUAUACAAAGGAUUACGUAUGGGAAAUAUUGAAACUGUCCUUUCCAGUAGUAUUGCUGCUGUCUUUUUUGCAGCUUUUGUUGUUGCUGGAACUAUGUGGUAUGGUUCAGCAACUACGCCGAUUGAACUAUUUGGUCCCACUCGUUAUCAAUGGGAUCAAGGAUAUUUCCAGCAAGAAAUAUAUAGAAGAGUGGGUGCCGGAUUAGCUGAAAAUCAAAGUUUAUCUGAAGCUUGGUCUAAAAUUCCUGAAAAAUUGGCUUUUUAUGAUUAUAUCGGAAAUAAUCCGGCAAAAGGUGGAUUGUUCCGAGCAGGCUCAAUGGACAAUGGGGACGGAAUAGCAGUUGGGUGGUUAGGACAUCCUAUCUUUAGAGAUAAAGAAGGACGGGAACUUUUUGUACGCCGUAUGCCUACUUUUUUUGAAACAUUUCCAGUUGUUUUGGUAGACGGAGACGGAAUUGUUAGAGCGGAUGUUCCUUUUCGAAGAGCCGAAUCAAAGUAUAGUGUUGAACAAGUAGGGGUAACGGUUGAGUUUUAUGGUGGCGAACUAAAUGGAGUCAGUUAUAGUGAUCCUACUGCUGUGAAAAAAUAUGCUAGACGCGCUCAAUUGGGUGAAAUUUUUGAAUUAGAUCGUGCUACUUUGAAAUCAGACGGUGUUUUUCGUAGUAGUCCAAGGGGUUGGUUUACUUUUGGACAUGCUUCGUUUGCUCUGCUUUUCUUCUUCGGACACAUUUGGCAUGGUGCUAGGACCUUGUUCAGAGACGUUUUUGCUGGUAUUGAUCCAGAUUUAGAUGCUCAAGUGGAAUUUGGAGCAUUUCAAAAACUAGGAGAUCCAACUACAAAAAGACAAGUAGUUUGA
Molecule: messenger RNA, 1527 nt
Organism: Linum trigynum
Lineage: Eukaryota; Viridiplantae; Streptophyta; Magnoliopsida; Malpighiales; Linaceae
Source: the annotation of a GenBank genome assembly